Polyodon spathula (Mississippi paddlefish) is the source of this 706-nucleotide messenger RNA. RefSeq names its product acyl-CoA thioesterase 13 (gene acot13). NCBI's taxonomy places the organism in Eukaryota, Metazoa, Chordata, Actinopteri, Acipenseriformes, Polyodontidae. The transcript is spliced from 3 exons. Gene Ontology annotation, molecular function: fatty acyl-CoA hydrolase activity. Bases 118 to 543 code for a protein of 141 amino acids. The record is from RefSeq and is a predicted model, not a curated record.
GGCUCUGCAGUGAGAAGGUCAAUAUUGAUGUUCGGUAUUUGAGCAGAAGGAAGUUUUGCAGUAUUGGUUUAUUUUGAUAAUAAUAAUAAUAAUAAUAAUUUACAUCACUGUUUGUCAAUGGGUUCCAUGUCUCUCAGCUGUCUUAAACAGUUAAUGAGAGCGAUGAUUGACUCUCCUGGCUUUGAUCGAGUAUUAAGUAAGGUGGCUCUUGUUUCAGCUAGCCCUGGAAAGGUGGUCUGUGAAAUGAAAGUGGAAGAGGAGCACACAAACCGCGGAGGCACGCUGCAUGGAGGCUUGACUGCAACCCUGGUAGAUGUGAUUUCAACAACAGCAUUGAUGUACACAGAGCGUGGAGCCCCAGGUGUCAGCGUGGACAUGAAUAUAACGUACAUGAAUGCAGCAAAGAUCGGUGAAGAUGUUCUUAUUACGGCACAGGUUCUGAAACAAGGCAAAACUCUUGCUUUUGCUACUGUAGAUGUGACCAGCAAAGCUACUGGAAAACUCAUUGCUCAAGGACGACAUACAAAGCACCUGGGAAACUAAUAUGCCAAUGGUUCAUUCCAUUAAAACAUAACUGACAACAGUUAUACUGACAAAGCACUAGCAUCACAUCUUUUACACUAUGACUGUAAAUACACUGUGUAACAAAAAAAAAUUUUUUUUUUUGUUCCUGGGUAGUAAGUGUUAUUUCCUAAUUGCUUAUGCC